AAGCUACGCGGGGUUGUGGGGUGUCCGGGGAGCUUAAGGCGCGCGCUUUCUUUUUGGCGUUCGCCGCUGAACGUCGUGUCCUUUCCGCCCUUUCGGGGAGGGGGAAAGCAGAGCUUCUCCUUCACGAGCUGGGGCCCGUGAAGGAGAAGGGAGCCAGCGGGGGACUUUGGAGCGCCUGAGGGCAGGGCUGCGGCCCGGAAGAGGGGAGGAGAAGAGUGGGUUCCCGUAGGCAGGGUCCGCACGCGCUGGGAUCAGGGCUGGUCCCGAGAAGGGCCUGGGGCGGCCGCGCAAUGUUCGGGGCCCGGUGCCUGCUCCGAGCCCUGCGCUCCUGUUCCUCGGCUCCCUGCCCGAGGCACAAACUUUCAGCCAAACUGAGCGUGCGGGACGCUCUCGGGGCCCAGAACGCAAGUGGGGAGCGCGUUAAGGUCCAGGGAUGGAUUCGUUCAGUCCGAUCCCAGAAGGAAGUCUUGUUCCUGCAUGUCAAUGAUGGGUCAUCUUUGGAAAGCCUUCAGGUUGUAGCAGAUUCAAGCUUUGACAGUAGAGAACUGACCUUUGGGAGUUCUGUGGAAGUUCAAGGGCAGCUGGUAAAAAGUUUGUCCAAAAGGCAAAAUGUGGAACUGAAGGCAGAAAAAAUUGAAGUUGUUGGAAAUUGUGAUGCCAAGGCUUUCCCUUUUAAAUAUAAAGAGAGGCAUCCUCUGGAGUAUCUGAGACAAUACCCUCACCUUAGGUGUAGGACUAAUGUUCAGGGUUCUAUACUGAGGGUUCGCAGUGAAGCCACAGCUGCUAUCCAUUCUUUCUUUAAGGACAGUGGCUUUGUGCAUAUUCAUACUCCAGUAAUCACAUCCAAUGACUGUGAGGGGGCUGGAGAACUUUUUCAAGUUAAACCUUCAAGCAAAAUAAAGGUACCUGAGGAGAAUUUCUUCAAUAUUCCUGUUUUCUUAACUGUCUCAGGACAACUUCAUCUAGAAGUGAUGUCAGGAGCUUUUACUCAAGUGUUUACCUUUGGUCCAACAUUCCGAGCAGAGAAUUCUCAGAGCCGGAGACACCUGGCAGAGUUUUAUAUGGUAGAAGCAGAGAUUUCUUUUCUUGAGAGCCUUCAAGAUCUCAUGCAGGUUAUGGAGGGCCUCUUCAAGACUACAACAAUGACAGUUCUCUCAAAUUGUCCUGAAGAUGUUGAACUCUGUCACAAAUUCAUAGCUCCUGGCCAAAAGGACAGAUUAGAACAUAUGCUAAAAAACAACUUUCUAAUCAUUUCUUAUACUGAGGCAGUGGAGAUCUUAAAGCAGGCAUCCCAGAACUUCACCUUCACUCCAGAGUGGGGUGCUGAUCUACACACUGAACAUGAAAAGUACCUGGUGAAGCACUGUGGCGACAUACCAGUCUUUGUCAUUAAUUAUCCAUUAGCACUCAAGCCCUUCUACAUGAGGGAUAAUGAAGACAGCCCUCAGCACACAGUUGCUGCUGUUGAUCUUCUGGUUCCUGGAGUUGGAGAGCUCUUUGGGGGAAGCCUCAGAGAAGAACGGUACCAUUUCUUAGAGCAGCGAUUGGCCAGGUCAGGACUGACAGAAGCCUACCAAUGGUAUCUGGACCUCCGUCGAUUUGGAUCUGUGCCACAUGGAGGUUUUGGGAUGGGAUUUGAACGCUGUCUGCAGUGCAUCUUGGGAAUUGACAAUAUCAAAGAUGUUAUCCCUUUUCCAAGAUUCACUCAUUCGUGUCUUUUGUAGCUGAAGACUGGUUAAGGAAGACCACCCUGUGCCAGAGGUACUGCACGUGAAUAUACAUACAGGAGAAUGCAUGUUUGAACUGUAGAAAUGCAGAAGUUUUCAAUUUGUAAUUGUCAUGCCAGAAGAUACAUGAAAGAUACAUGUGAUCAUGAUUUUCAUUGAAAGUUGAAGGCAUUUCAUGGAAAGAUGAACUCCAUCAAGAAGAGGUACUUAUAGCAGAUAGAAUCUCAAAGCUAUUGUGUCAAUUAAGAAAAAAGUGAAAUUGAACUAGAUGGUCUCAAAGGUCCUUUCAAACUCUAGGACAGGAUGAAAUUGUGUAUUUUACUUUUUCAAGAUUUUUUUUUUGAUGUGGACCAUUUUUUUAAAGUCUUUAUUGAAUUUGUUACACUAUUGCUUCUGUUUUAUGCUUUGGCCCUUUGACCGCAAGGCAUGUGGCAUCCCAGCUCCCCGACCAGGGAUCGAACCCGUACCCCACGCACUGGAAGGCAAAGUCUCAACCACUGGACCGCCAGGGAAGUCCCGAAAUUGUGUAUUUUACUUUGUCUUUAAUCAGUAGACCACUGCCGUCUGUGACCUUUGAGAAGCAACUACUAGCUAAAAAUAAAAUGUUGUUGGAUCUUUUCUCCCUUGCCAUUUAACCUAUGAUAAAUUCCCAUCUUAUUCUCAUUGCUUUACUAAACAUUACAGAAGAAAAUAUUCCUUUUUUGGGUCUUGAAUUAAGAAAAUUGCUAUUGUGAAUUGAAAUCUUUUUUCAUCAGACUACAUGAAAAAUCACAUUUAAUAACUGUUGAUCCUUAAUUAUAAAAGCUAACAAGAUGUAUUAUUUAAACUAAUCACUGUUGUGUUGCAGUUAGUUCAUGUUAGAUAUUUAUAACGUCUCUGAUAAUCAAUAAAAUAGAUUUUCGAUACCUAUGAAAGAAAAAAACAGGUUUUUAAAUUCCAUUUGGCCUUUUCCCAGUGAAAUUUGGAAGAAAGGUAUUCUCCAUCCAAGAUGAGGAUAUAUAGCUAAACCUAAAGGGAGGAUAAUUCUGGAGUCAAAAAGUAACGGGGCAUGUUAGAGUGAGAAGAUCACUGAUUUGGGACUUCGCGACCUGACGGUUCUAGUAGUCACAAGUAUGAGUUUGGAUAAGCCACUUACUCUGUAUGAGCUCAUGCAUCAUUUUCCUCACAGACUUGAUAUAGUAAUUACAUGAAAGUGUGUGUGCGUGUGUGUGUGUGUAUGUGUUUAAAACUGUGAAAUGCUACACAAAUUUUUUUAAACUCUACUUUUAGUCUUCGUUGAGAUGCAGAUAUGUCGACUUACGGCAAAUGGUGAACUCAGUAGGAUUCAUAUGUAUCAAAUAAUUAUAAAAAGGCAUGCAUGCCUGAAUAAUCAAUUUUCUAAGUCUCAUUAGAUGACUUAGGUUACUUCCUAAUGAGUUUCUGUAUGCACUUUAUUUUAACCUAACUCAAAAUCAAACAGCUGGAAAGAACCGCAGAACCUAGAGUUGGAAGUCAUAGGAGACACUGAGAGGUUGUCAAGGUUGAACUUCUAUCUAAAGCAGAGGGAUCCUAUGUACCUUGGCAGCCUCUUGGCAAAGAGCUCAGUACCCCACAGAAUAGCUCAUUCCAUUUCUGAAGCUCUCUAAUUGGUAGCUUUUGCUGAGCUAAAAUCUGCUUCCCUGGAACUUUAAUCCUUGGGCUUAGAUACCAAGUUUAGGACAGGAUAAAAGGAACAAUUAAGGCUUCCAUAAGGCUUGCCUCAACCAUGGGUUAGAGAGAUAAAUUCAUUUGUUUACUCAACAAAUAUUACCUGAGCUUAUUCUACAUGCCACAUACUGUGCUAGGUGCUACAUAAACAGUAGUGAACUGACCCUUGCCUUCAUGGAUUUACAGUCUAUUAGGGAAGAUAUACCAAUGAUAAGUAAACAAAUGUAUUAUUUCAAAAUAUGGCAUGUGCUAUAAAAUUUUAUGAAGAACAGGGCAAUCAUAGAUAAGCUUGCUAGAGGGGGCAUCCCUGAAAAGGUGAUAUUUAACCUUAGACCUGGAAGAUAAAAUAGAGAAACCAUUUUUUUUUCUUCUUCUUCUGUGUAAAACAUGUUACUUAUGUUUACUAGGUUCUGCUUAAGAAUAUAAACAAUGAAAUAUAUAUAUGUAAUUUAUUUUUUAAAUUCUGUUAAAAUAUAGUUAAAAAAAUCACAGAGAUAAAUCUUAUUUAUUUGAAAACAUUUUCUUAUAUGAAUUAUUUACCCAUUUGUGCUGGGUACCUAAGUUUCCCACCCAAAAAAUUAGAAUUAGUGAAGAAGUAAUUCCUUAAGAAGUGUGGCACUAUCAGCUCCCCCUUCCCCUGAAGUCGCUAAAUAAUAAAAUUUACCGUAUUUUAUAAGAUUUCAGGUUCAUUGUAAUCAAGACCCCUGUGGUACAGGGAGAUCAGCUCGGUGCUUUGUGACCACCUAGAGGG
This is a messenger RNA of Eubalaena glacialis (North Atlantic right whale), 4164 nucleotides long. RefSeq names its product asparaginyl-tRNA synthetase 2, mitochondrial (gene NARS2). Gene Ontology annotation, molecular function: asparagine-tRNA ligase activity; ATP binding; nucleic acid binding. The coding region runs from base 291 to 1724 and encodes 477 amino acids. Lineage: Eukaryota; Metazoa; Chordata; Mammalia; Artiodactyla; Balaenidae. The record is from RefSeq and is a predicted model, not a curated record. The transcript is spliced from 14 exons. Gene Ontology annotation, cellular component: mitochondrion. Gene Ontology annotation, biological process: asparaginyl-tRNA aminoacylation.